This is a messenger RNA of Xyrichtys novacula (pearly razorfish), 937 nucleotides long. NCBI's taxonomy places the organism in Eukaryota, Metazoa, Chordata, Actinopteri, Labriformes, Labridae. The record is from the annotation of a GenBank genome assembly.
AUGGGAGAAGAGAUCAGAAGGGAAGUUAAUAAAGCACCGUUUGUCUCUGUUAUGGUGGAUGAGACGACAGACGCGAGUAACGCAGCGCAGCUCGCACUGGUUCUGCGUUAUGUAACGGACACAGGUGUCAAGGAGCGGUUUGUCAGAUUUGAAGAUGUUACCAGUGGGAAGCGAGCCGAUGACAUUGCAGGUCUUAUCAUCCGAUUUUUGGUGGAAAAUGAAUGUCUGGGUAAAGUUGUGGCACAGUGUUUUGACGGCGCAGCGGUCAUGUCUUCUGGACGAAAUCUGCCAGCGGCGUCUCUCUCGUGUGGCACCAACACGGUGGCAGUACACAUCCAGAGUGGUCAAUACAGUCUUUGAGAAGAGAAAUGCUCUAAAGGAACUGUUUCAUCACAUUCUGGAGCAUCAUGACGAGUAUGAUGAGGAUUCUGUGCGCUGUGCUGAUGGAUUUAAAGCACGUCUGGAUGAUUUUGAGUUUUGUUUUUUGCUUCACACAUUUAAUGGCAUUUUUGAGUACUCAGAUGUGCUCUUUUCAAUACUACAGGACAAAAAACUGGAUGUACAGUUUUGUCUGGCAAGGGUAAAGCAGUUUUGUGACACCGUUGAGCGAGAGAGGAGCCGAUACGAGGAAAUCUACGAGGCCACUGAACGCACCGCGGGCGCUCCGAGCGCACAAAGAGGUCCAGCCCAAGAUCCUUGCGCGCACUACCGCCAACUCCACGGCAGGAUUCUGGACAAUAUUAUUUGUCAGACACAGACCAGAUUUCAAGACCACGAAAAACUGAUCUUUGUCACCCUCCUCGACCCCCAGAAGUUUCGGGAAUACCAGAAAAAAUUCCCGCAUGCAGCCUUUUCCAGCUUAGCACAGAGCCAAUGGAACACUUUUCGAUCUGCCUCGGCUAAGAACAGAACAUACCGUAAUGUAUGCCAUGGAUGA